UGUCUUUCUCAUAUUGCUUUGCCUUGCCAGCCCAUACUCACAAAAAGAGUCUGAUCUCCUUUGCUUUUGGGCUCUCUCUCUCUCUCUCUCUGUGUUGGCAGAGAGAUCAUAUAUUCCAUAUCUACCUAAAUGGCUUCCUUAUUUGUCUUCUUUGCUUCCUUUUGAGGCUCAUCAUCCAUCAUCCUCAACUUGGUUGAGCCAUAUAGGUAUAUGUAUAUAUAGAGAUAGAGAGAGAGAUAGAGAGAGAGAGAGAGAGAUGCAGAGAUCAGCAAGCAGCUUAGUGAUUAAUGGAGGCCUAGGGGUGAGGUUGCCUGUUGGGUACAGGUUCCACCCAACAGAUGAGGAGCUUGUAGUUCAUUACUUGAGGAAGAAGGUGUUUGAUCUCCCAUUGCCUGCUUCUGUCAUUCCUGACCUUGAUGUUUUCCAAACUCAUCCUUGGAGUUUGCCAGGUGAUUUGAAGGAGAAGAGGUACUUCUUUAGCAAGAGAGAGAGGAAUAAUAAUGACAAUGGCAAGAAAAGAAAGAGAGUCAAAACUAGUGAUGGGUCUGGUUACUGGAAGCCUAAUGGAAAAGAAAGGAAAAUUGUGGAUCCAGUGAGCAAUGAAGUCGUCGGGUUAAAGAAAUCACUGGUUUUCUGCCAGUAUUCAACCGCCCACUUUGAGUGCAGCACUAACACUGAAACUGAAUGGGUCAUGCAUGAAUUCAGGCUCUUUGGAAACCAGAUAUCUAUGAAAGCCUUAAUGAAGGAAACAUGGGUUGUGCAUAGCCUGUUUCAGAAGAAAAGAAAGCCUAAAAGACAUGGUCAUGGUGUGAGAAGCUACGUUCAUGAUGAAGUGAUUGAUAGGCCAAGUUUGAUGGAUUUUAUGGUGGAAACUAAUGAUGAUCAUGAAGGUCCUCCUCAACCUGCUUCGCCAUGUUUUAGUGAAGUCACUGAUGAGAUUUCAUCACGCGGGUAUUUGUUAGCUCAUGAACAGGAAGAAACCAGCAGCACCAGUACUGCCAAUGACAACAUUAGCUUUUGUUCUUCAUUUUCAAGAAUGAGAAAUAAGAAUUAGAAGCAAAAAGAGAGAAUUAAAACGACCCAAUUAAGAUGAAUGAAAAGUUUGUAUUCAACUCUUUAUUACAUGAUGUGUGCUACUUCCUAUACCGCAUGCAUAUCAUUAUUUGGAAUGUAAUUUUUUUUUUCAUGAGAGAAACAAAGAAGAAGAAGAAAAUAGAUAAUUUUUUUUUUUUUUAUGGGUAGCACAUAGCAUCUUUCCACAUGGGAGGUACAU
This is a messenger RNA of Tripterygium wilfordii, 1273 nucleotides long. Its product is annotated as NAC domain-containing protein 83-like. The coding region runs from base 257 to 1054 and encodes 265 amino acids. The record is from RefSeq and is a predicted model, not a curated record. Gene Ontology annotation, biological process: regulation of DNA-templated transcription. The transcript is spliced from 3 exons. Lineage: Eukaryota; Viridiplantae; Streptophyta; Magnoliopsida; Celastrales; Celastraceae. Gene Ontology annotation, molecular function: DNA binding.